AUUUUCCUUUUCCUAGAGUAGAAUUCAUAUGUGGUGGUAUCUCUUAAGAAGAAGAGGAUGUUUAGUCUUCUUCAAUCAUCAAACCAACAACAGUCCACAGACUCACCUCAUUUCAUUUUUUGGUCGCCCACCUCUAUUUUCGUCGACAAUCGUAUUUUCUUCAAAAGAAGAGUUGUGACAUGGAGGUUAGGACCAAAAUUUUAUAUUAAUAAUAUGGUUACAUUUCUCUACACCUCAUGAAAUGCUUUUUGGUGUUGUGCCCAACUAUAAUUAUUUACGCACCUUUGGAUGUGCAUGCUAUCCUAAUCUUUCAGCCACAACCUCUCACAAACUUGCCCCGCGUUCCACUUUAUGUAUUUUUCUUGGGUAUCCCACACAUCAUAAAGGCUACCGUUGUCUUGACUUAGCCACCAAUAAAAUUAUACUCUCCCGACAUGUUGUGUUUGCUGAGAAUUCCUUUCCCUAUAAAUCCCUUCCUAUUAAUUACCCAAAUCCUACUUCCUCAUCCAAUUUCCGUGCUCCAUUUCAUCUUCUAGAUGCUGUCCUUCCACCUCCCAUAGAACCACAUACUACAUCUCCACAUGUCCCCUCUAGUCCCACACGUGUUGCCUCAUGCCCUCCCUUGCCUCCUACCUCACCUACUCAUGCUCACCCAGCUGGUUCUACUUGUUCACCACAUGUGCCGAGCAGUCCCGUUGUUGCUGCUUCUUUGCCAUCUACUCAUGAUGUCUCUAGCCAUGCAGGUACUUCUUUUGCUGCUGCUCCUGUUGAUGCUCCUCCUGUUCCGCACAGUUCCGUUGAAGCUCCUGCUGUUGGGUCCUCUACUUCUUCCACCGUCGCUUCAUCCUCCAGUCAUGCCGUGAGUCAUGGUGGUCGAACUCAUACCAUGGUUACUAGGUCCCAAGAUGGCACCCGUAAGAUUCGUGUGCUGCCUUCCUUGCUUGCUACUGAUUGUGCCUUGCAUGAGCCGAAAACUUUUAGGGAAGCAAGUGCAGAUCCGAACUGGUGCACAGCUAUGGCCGAAGAAUUUUCAGCUCUACUUCUCAAUAAUACUUGGAGUUUGGUUCCAUGUCCCCCUGAUGCUAAUGUUGUUGGAUCGAAAUGGGUCUAUCGUGUUAAACAGAAGGCGGAUGGUAGUGUUGAACGAUUGAAGGCCCGUCUUGUUGCUCAAGGCUACACUCAACAACCCGGUAUUGAUUAUGAUGAAACAUUUAGUCCUGUUGUCAAGCCUGUUACUAUUCGGGUUGUGCUUUCUCUUGCAGUAAUGCGUUCUUGGCCUAUUCAUCAACUUGAUGUCAAGAAUGCUUUUCUUAAUGGUACUUUGUCUGAAACUGUUUACAUGUCUCAGCCGACUAGUUUUAUUGAUUUCGCUCAUCCAGAUUAUGUUUGUAAGUUACAUCGAGCACUUUAUGGCUUGAAACAGGCUCCUCGGGCAUGGUUUCACAGGUUUACCUCUUUUCUCCUCUCUUGUGGCUUUGUUCAGGCUAAGUCUGAUUGGUCUUUGUUUGUGUUCCGCAAAGGUGACUUGAUGGCUUAUCUUCUUCUUUAUGUGGAUGAUAUUAUUCUCACUGCUUCGUCUUCAUCCUUGUUGGCUAAAAUUAUUUCCCUAUUGCAAUCUGAAUUUCGGAUGACUGAUUUGGGCUCUCUAAAUUAUUUUCUUGGCAGUAGUGCUCAUUUUAAUGCUACUGGCUUGUUCUUAUCUCAAUCUAAAUAUGUUGCUGACUUGCUUGCUAAGAGUGGUAUGCGUGAUUAUAAGCCUGCCUCUACACCGUUGAGUCCGAAGAUGAAAUUAAUGGUUGAUGAUGGUGUUUUGUAUCAUGAUCCCUCUUUGUAUCGUAGUCUUGUUGGUGCUCUGCAUUACCUUACCUUUACUCGGCCUAAUAUUGCUUUUGCAGUGGGCCAAGUUUGUCAAUUUAUGCAUAAGCCUACUACUUCUCAUUUUCAAGCUGUCAAACGGAUCUUACGAUACUUAAAGGGCACCAUGGACUAUGGUUUACAGCUAUAUCAUCAUUCUUUGCUUUCUUUGCAUAUGUUCACAGAUGCAGAUUGGGCAGGUUGUGUUGAUACUCGCCGGUCUGUUUCUGGCUAUUGUCUUUUUCUGGGCAAUUCUCUUAUUUCUUGGUCAUCUAAGAAACAACACACGGUUGCUCGUUAUAGUGCAGAAGCCGAGUAUCGUGCUCUUGCCAAUGCUACUGCUGAGGUCUUAUGGGUUCGUCAGUUACUUUUUGAGCUUUUUACUUUUCUUCCUACAGCACCGGUGCUAUUUUGUGAUAAUCUUAGUGCUAUCUAUCUUUCUCUUAAUCCCAUUCAGCAUCAGCGCACUAAGCAUAUUGAGAUUGAUAUUCAUUUUGUGAGAGAGAAGAUUGCUUCUGGGAUUUUGUCUAUUCGUCAUGUUUCUUCAUAUUUUCAGCGUGCUGAUGUCUUAACCAAGGCUCUUUCUAUGCCUUUGUUUCAUACUCAGAGGGCCAAUUUGAACGUGAUUUCAACUUUAACUAGGGAAAAUCAAAAUCCAAGAGGGAGAAUCGAAUAUGGAGAAAGGGGAAGAAGCAGUGAAUUAGAGCGAGGCGGUGCAGGAUCUGGUGGCAACAGGAAAACCGUAAGGCACUAUCUCCUUCCUAGAGAACCUAAUUUCCAACUCCAAGUCCCUAAUGACUCUGGCAAAACGACGGCGUUAGAUCUCUAAUUGGUUUCCGCUCUUUGCGACUUGGCUAGUCUCUACUCCUCCGUAGGCUUCUCUCUCGAGUCCAACGAGCUGUGCACUCACGCAUCUCUCAUCAGAGAACGCUUUGUCUUCUCGGUAUUGUCUCCUAGUCCUUCCUCUUUUCCUAUCCUGUUUGGUUUCCAAGAAAAAAAAAAAGGGAUUUUGAAGGUUUUAGAGAAGCUCUCGAAGAUGUAUUCUUCAUCUUUUAUUUUGAUUUUCCACAGUGGAUUUGAUUUCAGUGAGACAAAGAAUGAUUCAUCUUUUUGGUAUAGCUUAGAAUAAAUUGCUUGGUAUAAU
Messenger RNA from Rubroshorea leprosula, 2998 nucleotides. Lineage: Eukaryota; Viridiplantae; Streptophyta; Magnoliopsida; Malvales; Dipterocarpaceae. The record is from the annotation of a GenBank genome assembly.